AUGUCUUCACGAGCACUCGCUACCGUCUGUCACAUCCAAUUAUACAUCCAUGAUCAGACAGCUAAAACCCAUCCAGAAGGAAACCCGCUCGCUAUAAUCCGCGUCCCAUCAACCUCCAAACUCACCCAAAACCAAAAACAAGCCAUAGCCGCAGAAUUCAAUCUCUCAGAGACAGUAUUCCUGCACCUCACCUCCGAUGACUCUAACCAAACAACCAGCCGUACCAUCGACAUCUUCACACCUAACGCCGAACUCCCAUUUGCCGGCCACCCAACCAUCGGCACCAUAUUCUACCUCCUCAAAACCGGCGGAGAAGGUAGUAAUUCAAACAUUGACACCAUCACCACCAAAGCGGGACCAAUCCCCAUCUCCCUCUUUGGAGACAACAAAGUCAGGGCCGUGAUCCCCCAGACUUUCCAUAGACAUGCAAAGACUUUCACCAGUAAGUUCACUGGGGACGUAGGACAUCCUAUGUGUAGUAUCGUGAAAGGCAUGACGUUCAUAUACGUGCAACUCCCCGAUCUCGAAACGCUCGGGAAAGUAGAUCUCCAGACCGGAAACGUGGUAGGCGACACCUACGCGUCCGCCGAAACCAUGGACGAGGGCUGGAAAGUCGGGCUCGUGGGGACCAUGUACUACGUACCCGUGAACACGCCCGGGAAGGGCGAGCAGAGGCACUAUCGAACACGAAUGAUUUUCACGCGCGAGGAUCCUGGGACCGGGUCGGCGAGUUGUGGGUUGGCUGCGUAUCUUGCGAAGGAGGUGGUGGGUGGGGGGGAGGGGAGGGAGAGCUUUGUGUUUGAGCAGGGCGUGGAGAUGGGGAGGAGGAAUGAGAUUACGGUUGAGGUUGAGAUUAAGGGGGGUGAGGUUGAGGGCGUUUGGUUGAGUGGGGAGGCGGCUGUGGUUAUGGAGGGGACGGUUCAGGUUUAA
Molecule: messenger RNA, 930 nt
Organism: Glarea lozoyensis ATCC 20868
Lineage: Eukaryota; Fungi; Ascomycota; Leotiomycetes; Helotiales; Helotiaceae
Product: Diaminopimelate epimerase-like protein
Exons: 1
Coding region: 1-930 (309 amino acids)
Biological process (GO): biosynthetic process
Cellular component (GO): cytoplasm
Molecular function (GO): isomerase activity
Source: RefSeq, a predicted model, not a curated record